This is a messenger RNA of Sordaria macrospora k-hell, 735 nucleotides long. RefSeq lists its product as uncharacterized. Gene Ontology annotation, molecular function: fatty acyl-CoA hydrolase activity. The record is from RefSeq and is a predicted model, not a curated record. NCBI's taxonomy places the organism in Eukaryota, Fungi, Ascomycota, Sordariomycetes, Sordariales, Sordariaceae.
AUGACAAUCCGCACCUAUCAUCGCCCAGUAAAGACAUCUGAAGUCGUUGUUGUUUCGCUAUCUCAAGACGGAAAAAUGGCGGGAAAGGGGUCGGCGGCAUCACCGCCAACGCCAAAGAGCGGUGGUGCUCAAUAUCAACAACCACCACAACAGAGUCAACAGCAGCAAAGUCAACGACAGCAGCCUUCAAGAAGUGCAGGCGCAGCAGGACCAAGCAGCACCGUCGACCCAAGUUUGCUGAAAUAUACCGGCGAGCAACGAAUACUCGAACUGAACCGACGAGAACUCGAAAAGGCUUCUAGCGGCGAUAGCGGCGAUCAUGACUGGACCUCCUCCCUCAUCCCCCAUCUGAAGUUAAUCUCCUCGGACCCCUCCCUCCCUCACCCCAAGACUUUCUUCCGAUACACCGUCCAGCCGCAACACUGCAACCGGCUCGGCAACUUACACGGGGGCUGCAUCGCGACCCUCUUCGAUUACUGCACGACCAUGCCUCUUGCUUUGGUUUCCAAGCCAGGAUUCUGGUACUACCUGGGCGUGAGCAGGAACAUCAACACGACCUACCUGCGGCCGAUCCCCGUGGGCACAGAAAUCUUCAUCGAGUGUGAGGUGGUGGCUAUUGGGAAGAGGUUGGCGAGCUUGAGCGGCAAGAUGAGGCGGGCGGUGGAUGGCACGCUGUUGGCUACUUGUGAGCAUGGGAAGGUGAAUACGGAUCCGGAGGCUGGGGGUAAGUUGUGA